This is a messenger RNA of Magnolia sinica, 1574 nucleotides long. RefSeq names its product UPF0481 protein At3g47200-like. The transcript has 2 exons. NCBI's taxonomy places the organism in Eukaryota, Viridiplantae, Streptophyta, Magnoliopsida, Magnoliales, Magnoliaceae. The record is from RefSeq and is a predicted model, not a curated record. The coding region runs from base 24 to 1457 and encodes 477 amino acids.
GAAAGAAAUCCCAUCUGCCUCAAAUGGAGAAAGAGAGAAAAGCCAUAGAGAGGGCAGAAAACGUCAGCGAUCAUGUAGCAAUAGAUACCAAUAGUGCAUGGUUGAAUUCCAUGAAUGAGAGGCUGACAGCCUCUAAUUCAAAUCCAUCUCCCAAAGAUUCAACCACCAUCUUCAGAGUUCCCCUACACAUCCGGCAAGCUGAUUCAGGCAAAACCUAUGAUCCCCAGAUCAUCUCCAUCGGCCCAUUUCACCUGUCCAACCAACAGCUACAAUCCAUGGAAGAGCACAAAUGGCGGUACCUACAAAACCUCCUCUCUCGAAGCCCAGAUAGUAGUCUGGAAGACUGCCUCUUGGAAAUGAAGGCCAUGGAAGCCCAGGCACGGAGCUGUUAUUCAGAAAGCAUCGAUAUUGGUAGCAACGAGUUCGUGGAGAUGAUGGUAAUCGAUGGUUGCUUCAUCAUCGAGCUCUUUCUCAAGCAGAAGGAGGCCAUUGGGGUGGACCCCAUUCAUCGGACAGCUUGGAUGCUGCCGCUUAUAGCCCAAGACAUGCUUCUCUUAGAAAACCAACUUCCUUUCUUCAUCCUACAGCGCUUGUUCGAACUUACUGUUGAAUCCACCCAUUCAUCUCUCAUCGAUCUCGCGUUUGAUUUUUACAGUCAUCUCUUUCAGAAGGAUGAUGGGUUGCACCAUUCAAAUCGAUCCAUCCAUCACCUACUCCAUUUAUUUCAGUCACAUCUACUCCCAUCUCCUCCAGAGGAAUUACACCACAACAGUUACUUUCGCCUCCCUAGCACACCAGCAGUGGCCCCACCACCACCGAGAUUGAUUCCUACGGCAACGGAACUCCAACUGGCUGGAGUUAGGUUCAAGAAGAACGACAAGGUGAGCAGCUUCUUGGACGUAAAAUUCAGUAAGGGGGUGAUGGAAAUCCCACUUUUAUCCAUCUACGGAUCCACUGAUCAGCUGCUUCGAAACUUCAUCGCCUUCGAGCAAUGUCUUCCUAUCACCGGAUCCCACAUCACUAGCUAUGCCAUCUUAAUGAAUUUCCUCAUUGAUACAUCCGCUGAUGUGGACUUACUCAACCAAAACAAGAUCAUCGAGCACAGUUUGGGCAGCAACGAUGAGGUAGCCCGUCUCUUCAAUCAGAUGUUGAAUGGCUUCGCCAUCGAUAUUGAAAACUGUUACCUUUCGGGUCUCUUCGAGGAGGUUAGGGCGUAUAGCGAGCAUGUUUGGCAUGCAUGGCGGGCUAGCAUGGUUCGUGACUAUUUCAGCAGUCCAUGGGCGAUUAUUUCAGUCAUAGCUGGCAUAUUCGCUUUCAUUCUCACCAUUACGAUGUCCUUCCUCGAAUUAUAUUCAUAUCGGAGCACCAAAGGCUUUACAGGGACUAUAUUCGGGCAGGGCCAACGGCACAAAAGCCUUCUUCAGUAUCUAUUCCUAUUUCAACCAGCGUGGUGUUAGUUCUAAUUCUGCUUUGAUUAAUAGUUUGGUCAAUAGCUACUCUAUGUAAUCUGAUCGUGAUUUUCUGUUUUAAUUAAGAUGGUUUAAUAAUUUAAGUAUGACAAAUUGCUUUGUCAA